Bemisia tabaci is the source of this 650-nucleotide messenger RNA. Lineage: Eukaryota; Metazoa; Arthropoda; Insecta; Hemiptera; Aleyrodidae. The record is from RefSeq and is a predicted model, not a curated record.
AAUGUUUCAGUGCGUGCCCUGAACAUGUGUGGAUACCUUCUCUUCUACCUCGUUUUGUUUAGUUUGUCAUCAUACGACAAUGCUGCUCCCACGAAGCAAAACUAUGAGAAUCCGGAAACUCUAAGUCCAGUUCAGUUACAGAGUCCCGAAUUCUAUCCCACCGCUGUCGUUUUGCAACCUACCAAUCUGGACAAAGAAACGGGACAGAUUUACUCCUCAACCAAUCCUACGCCUGAGAUACAUUUGCAAGAGAGAUUUUUAUGCUUGCCCUCAUUCAAAAGGAGGAAUAACAACGCAGGUAACUAUAAAGGAAGAAAAUUGCGUCCAUCCGCAUCCAACUCCAACUCCAAGAGAAAGCGUGGAGGUCGCCGACCAAACUCAAGUCCCCCUCCGGAGAGCCCAAAAAGCCCAAUCCCAACAGUUGUUACCACUCCCGGGCCUGUUUCGGGUCCACGAGGACCACCGUCGCCACCGAGUCCUGGACACCCAAGCACAUGGAAAAACCACGGCGACCAUGCAAUGUACUACCAGCCUCCUAAUUAUCCAUACGUUCACGUCAUUCCUUACAAGGAGGAUCCCUUGGAUAGUUUGACCAACAGUAUGCAUAGAGCGACUUGGGCAUCUUAGGAUUUUGUUUCAUUUGUAGUGAA